AUGCUAUCCAACAGAUUUGGAAAUCAACAUGCCGAGAUAAAAAUCCUUAUCAAAAUUGAAAGUGAUAGUGGUAGUGGUAGUGAUAAUGGUAGUGAUAGUGUUAUUGUUAGUGGUGGUGAAGUUGAUAGUGUCAGUGAUAGUGGUAGUGGUAGUGAUAGUGUAAGUGUAAGUGGUAGUGGUAGUGGUAGUGAUGGUGUUAGUGUUAGUGUUAGUAGUAGUGGUAGUGAUAGUGAUAAUUGUAGUGAUAGUGUUAGAGGUAGUGAGAUUGUUGGUGGUAAUUGUAGUGACAGUGAUAAUAGUAGUGAUAGUGUUAGUGAUAAUUGUAGUGAUAGUGGUAAUGAUAGUGAUAGUGGUAAUGGUAGUGAUAGUGAUAGUUGUAGUCAUAGUUAUAAUGGUAGUGAUAGUGUUAGUGGUAGUGAUAGUGGUAGUGGUAGUGAUAGUGGUAAUAGUAGUGACAGUGACAGUGUUAGUGGUAGUGACAGUGUUAGUGGUAGUUGUAGUGAAAGUGAUAAUAGUAGUGAUAGUGUUAAUGAUAGUGUUAGUGAUAAUGGUAUUGAUAGUGUUAGUGGUAGAGAUAGUGGUUGUGGCUACAUGAAGCAAGCGACGAAUGAUUCCUUUUUAUUAGCUGGAUUAUUUGAAGAAUAA
Mercenaria mercenaria is the source of this 645-nucleotide messenger RNA. RefSeq names its product clumping factor A-like. NCBI's taxonomy places the organism in Eukaryota, Metazoa, Mollusca, Bivalvia, Venerida, Veneridae. The record is from RefSeq and is a predicted model, not a curated record. Bases 1 to 645 code for a protein of 214 amino acids. The transcript is spliced from 3 exons.